This is a messenger RNA of Paramecium sonneborni, 1392 nucleotides long. The record is from the annotation of a GenBank genome assembly. Lineage: Eukaryota; Ciliophora; Oligohymenophorea; Peniculida; Parameciidae.
AUGACAAACAAAUAAACUUUAAAGGAUCAGCUUCCUAAAAUAAAAUGUAUUGAGCAUGAGAGAUAAAUUGUUUAGAUUGGUUUAGAUUAAAAUUUAUUACCAUCUUAAAGAGCAUUAUGUGAAAUGUGUGGAUAGAAGGCAAUUUUGAUACCAAUAUCGAUAGAUAGAGCAAUAGUUAUGCUUCGUAUGAUAUAAAAUGAUGAAGACAUCGUAUAGGAUAAAGUUUUACCAUGUUUAAUAGAUUAAUGCUUAAAUGGAGGAGAUCGAGCAUUAACAGUGAAAGAUAUAAUAACUAUAGGAACAAUUCUAUCAAAUAAAUUUAUAAAAAUAGGGGAUAAUUUUGUUUUAAGAUCAAAAUAUAUAGCUAAUAAAGAUAGAACAUAAUUGGAUACUUCUGAAUCAUUUUAAAAUAGAAGAAAAUAAUUAAAAAAAUAACAUUAAUUAAUAGGGAAUUCUUCGAUAGUAAUAAAAGAGAGUACGAAAUAUGAAGCAAAGACAGGGAUAGAAUGGAUUAAGAAUAUAAUAGAGACAGAGUAAAGUUCAAGUAGUUUUAUUACUUCAAGCUUUAGUCCAAUAAUAAAAAUUUGGUCAGGGGGAAAGUUUAAAGAGUUAAAAUAAGAAAAUUAAUUUGUGAGAUGUGUUACAUUAUUUGAUGAAGAAUUAAUAGUUUGUUAUGGAGAUUAAAGUAUUAGAAUAUGGAAAUAAAAAGAUGGAACUGAAUGGACCGUUGGAUAAACUUUAAAAGAUUAACAUUAAGGCGAAAUAUGGUCAUUGGUUACACAUUUUGAAACAUUUAUAACUGGAAGUUAUGAUAAAAGUUUAAAAGUGUUUAGUAAAAGAAGAAAUAAUAAAUUACAUUAAAAUUAUAAAAGUAUUUAAAUGGUAGAUAUAAGUGAUUGUUAAGUCACUUGUAUGGCUAUACAUGAUGAUAUUUUAGGAAUUGGAAGUAGAUCAGGUGCACUUGUAAUAUGUCAAUUUACAGACGCAUGGAAUUUAACAUAAAUAAUAUCAAAACAUACAGCAGCUAUUUAAUGUGUAGCAUUUAAACCUGAUUAAAAUUUAUUAGCUACAGGAUCUGAUGAUAAAUCUAUAAUUUUAUGGGAAAUGAAAUAAGGAGAUUAAUUUGAAUUUUUAUAAGAAAUAAAGGAUCAUUAAAGUUAUGUAUUAAGUUUAGCAUUUCAUCCAACAUAUGCUGCAUUUUUAUCAGGAGGAUUAGAUAAUAAAAUGAUAUUAUUUAGUUUAGAUUCAAAAGGUAGAUGGAUUAAAUAUUAAGAGUUGAAUAAAGAUAAUCCAAUUACAGUUAUUCAAUUUCUUAAAGAUAAUUGGAGAUUUUAUAUAGGUACUAGCGUUGGCACAAUUAUUUUAAAUGAAAUAGAACAGUAAUAAUAAUGA